Messenger RNA from Fusarium odoratissimum NRRL 54006, 1846 nucleotides. RefSeq lists its product as uncharacterized. The transcript is spliced from 6 exons. NCBI's taxonomy places the organism in Eukaryota, Fungi, Ascomycota, Sordariomycetes, Hypocreales, Nectriaceae. The record is from RefSeq and is a predicted model, not a curated record. Gene Ontology annotation, molecular function: transmembrane transporter activity. Gene Ontology annotation, biological process: transmembrane transport. The coding region runs from base 87 to 1637 and encodes 516 amino acids.
AUUUCUUUUAUAGAUAUUCAGCGGAUUGAACCGUUAGUACAGCAUCUAAUUUCUUGACUACCAUAAACCUCACCAACGUCGCCAUUAUGCCUGAGUCCGAACUGAUUCCUGGUACGAUCGAUCUGGUCGACGUUCAUCACAUUCGACAUGCAGGCGAUGUUGAGGGCGAUAUUGUCUUAAAUCCGGCGCCUUCCAAUGAUCCAAACGAUCCUCUUAAUUGGUCUCCUUGGCGAAAGACAAUUUCUCUGAUCUGUCAGAGCUUGUAUACCUGGUUUGCAGGCAUGUCCUUGGCUACCGUCUACUCUGUGCUUGUGCCUCUUGCGCGUCAGUCUAAGAUCUCUAUUGCGACACUAAAUGAAGGAACCGGCUAUAUGUUCUUGCUUUUGGGUUGGGGACUGCUGUUCUGGCAGCCAUUCUCGCUGCGUUAUGGCAAACGGCUCACGUUCCUCAUCUCAACCCUAGGAGCUAUUGGCACAAGCGUUUGGAGCGCUCAUGUAUCGAGUAAUGAGCAAUGGAUAGCGAAGUGCAUCGUCCAGGGCUUCUUUGUUGCACCCAUCGAAGCCCUCCCAGAAGUCUGCGUCACUGACAUCUAUUUCACCCAUCAACGUGGUACUUAUAUGGGCGUCUACGCCUUGGCCCUAACAGGCAGCAACUACUUCGCACCUGUCAUUUCCGGCUUCAUCGCUGAGUACCAAGGAUGGCAGUGGGUAUUUUACUGGCCUGCCAUAUUCCUGGCGUUUGUGUUUGUGUUCCUUUUCCUGUUCAUGGAAGAAACGAACUAUAGCAGAGACCUCCAGGCCUUCAACAGACGGCGAGAAUCACUAUCGCCCCCAGGUGAUGAUAAAAAUAGGGAAGCUGAGGAAGGACCCUCUGGUGUCCGCAGCCAAUCAAAGAGUUUUGUUCAAAAAAUGUCGCUUUGGCAACCGUCACUGGACCAAAGGAUGAGCAGGCAAGCCUGGCGCUGCCUCGAGUACCUUGGCUGGCCCGUCAUCUGCUUCGCCGGGUUCUCAUAUGGCUCUUACCUCAUCUGGUUCAACGUCACUAAUGCUACAGCAUCCAUCAUUCUUUCAGGCUCGGGGUACAACUUCAAACCUUCGAUGGUGGGUCUCAGCUAUCUCUCUUGUUGCUUCGGCACUGUUGUUGGAUCGUUGGUGUCGGGAAGAAUGAGCGACUGGCUGACCAUCAAACUGGCGCGCCGAAAUAAUGGGGUCAUGGAAGCCGAGCAUCGCCUGUGGCCGCUUAUGAUUUGCGUUGUGCUUGUUCCAACGUCCUUGAUCCUCUGGGGUGUUGGGGCUCAACAAGGAGUCCAUUGGUUCUUUUUGAUCCUUGCUAUGGGCGCAUUGGCAGCAGCAUACGCGAUUGGUCUGACAAUCAGUAUCAACUACUUGAUUGACUGCUACCAUGGUCUCGCUGGCAACGCGAUUGUGUCUAUUAUUCUGAUUCGCAACACUAUGUCUUUUGCCAUCAGCUAUGGUAUCACUCCAUGGGUUACCAAUAUGGGUUACCAGAAUUGCUUUAUCUCAGCCGCGCUUAUUGGACUGGUUACUUGUUCUGCCUUCUUCGUCAUGAUCAAAUUUGGAAAAGCGCUGCGUUGUCGGAGCGCCCGCAGGUACGCGGAGCUGGUCAAGGAAGGGUAGAGACUCGUUGGUGCGUUUAUUAAGAAUGUCCCGGGUUCGACAUUGUUACUUAUAGGAUUACUCCUUGCGUUCCAAAAAGAGACGUCGAGCAUUGGAUUAGACCCUAAAUUCUCAUUAAAUCUUCUCGAAUUUCUGCCUCUUUUUAUAUGAAAAUGGACUUGCGGAAUAUUUCGAUAUUCUUCGGUAUAAUAUCUCCAUUUACAACACCC